CUAUCUUAUCCUGGGCCACUCAAUAUUUCACCUUAUCUCCCAAUAAUCGUGACUUCAAAGUUCUAACUCAUAAAUCUUUCCCUCAUCUCCAAACGCAAACCAUAUUCACUCACCAAAAAUGGAAUUUCCUCACGUAUCCGCUGCAAUCCUAGCCCUCCUCUUUCUCUUCUACGCUCUCUUCACCAUAUCCUCAAGAUUCGGCACUCGUCGGAAGAAUCUGCCACCGGAAGCCGGCGGUGGCUGGCCGGUGAUCGGCCACCUCCAUCUACUAAGCGGGAAAGAGCCAGCUCACGCAACCUUGGGCAGAAUGGCCGACGCUCAUGGCCCAAUCUUCAUGUUAAGAUUCGGCAUGCACAGAGCCCUGGUGGUGAGCGGCUGGGAAAUAUCAAGGGAGUGCUUUACGACCAACGACAAAAAGUUCGCAUCCCGCCCCAAAGUUGCCGCCGCAAAGCUCCUCGGCUACGAAUACGCCAUGUUCGGAACAAGCCCGUACGGUUCGCACUGGAAACACGUGCCCAAAAUUGUGACGCUGGAAGUCCUGGCGAACCACCGUUUGGAGAAGCUCCAACACAUCAGAAAAUCGGAGGUUGAGAGUUCGAUUAAGAGACUGAAUGAAUUAUGUGUGAUCAACGAAGGAGGCGGCGGGAAAGCGUUGGUGGAGAUGACGACGUGGUUUGGGGACAUAACGCUGAACACGAUAUUCAGGAUCGUGGUUGGAAAGCGGUUCUCCACUGCUUUUGAGGGCAGCGGUGGGGAGCAGUAUCACAAGGCUUUGAGUGAUUUCUUUGAUUUGUUUGGGGCAUUUAUUCCGUCGGAUUCGUUUCCGUUUCUGAGUUGGUUGGAUUUGGGAGGGUAUGAGAAGGCUAUGAGGAACACGGCGAAGGUGCUUGAUGAGGUGCUUGAUAAAUGGCUGAAAGAGCAUCGGGAGAGGAACAGUUUUGAUGGAGUGGAGAUGGAGGAGCACGACUUCAUGGACGUGAUGUUGUCUACCGUUAAGGAUGAUGAACUUUCCGGCUACGAUGUCGAUACCGUCGCUAAAGCUACGUGUUUGGCUUUGAUAUUGGGUGGAUUUCACACUACAUCGGUAGAAAUGACAUGGGCUCUUUCUUUACUCCUCAAUAACGAAGAAGCACUCAAGAAGGUCCAACUUGAAUUAGACGAACAGGUUGGGAGAGAAAGACAAGUGAAUGAAUCCGAUAUAAAAAAUCUGAUAUAUCUCCAAGCUGUUGUGAAGGAAACAUUGCGUUUGUACCUAGCGGCACCGCUCUCAGUCCCUCAUGAAUCUAUAGAAGAUUGUACUGUUGCAGGGUAUCACAUCCCAAUAGGUACACGACUGUUUGUGAAUCUUCAUAAGCUCCAAAGAGAUCCACUUGUGUGGGAGAAUCCUGGUGAAUUUUGUCCAGAGAGGUUUAUAACAAGUCAAAAGAAUUUUGAUGUUAAAGGACAAAAUCCCCAAUUGAUACCUUUUGGAGCUGGUCGAAGAAUUUGUCCUGGAAUGUCAUUUGCCAUUCAAGUUAUGCACUUGACGCUUGCAAAACUACUUCAUGGUUUUGAAAUUAAACGUCCAUCCGAAGAACCACUCAAUAUGGAAGAGAGCGCCGGAUUAAACAUUACCAGAAAAACACCACUUGAGGUUGUUUUAUCUCAACGUCUUUCUGCUCAAAUUUAUGAAUAAUUCCAUGAUAAAGUCACGAAAAAAGUAUAUGCUUGAAAUGAAAAGUAAAUAAGAAACUAUGUCUUUUUCUUUUAUA
Messenger RNA from Momordica charantia (bitter melon), 1751 nucleotides. Its product is annotated as cytochrome P450 CYP82D47. NCBI's taxonomy places the organism in Eukaryota, Viridiplantae, Streptophyta, Magnoliopsida, Cucurbitales, Cucurbitaceae. Gene Ontology annotation, molecular function: monooxygenase activity; oxidoreductase activity, acting on paired donors, with incorporation or reduction of molecular oxygen; heme binding. The record is from RefSeq and is a predicted model, not a curated record.